Molecule: messenger RNA, 12125 nt
Organism: Effrenium voratum
Lineage: Eukaryota; Dinophyceae; Suessiales; Symbiodiniaceae
Source: the annotation of a GenBank genome assembly
GCGCCGCCAAGGGCUCACUCAGUUCCAACCGUUCCGCCCCCUCGUGUUCGAUGGGGAGUCCGAGCAGCGUAUUUUAUAUAUUCCUUGCGGCUGUGGGUGCUCGGAAAUUUACCUUCUGGGAGCCAUCGGCCGAUGUAAAUGCAGCAACAGGACCUGGCAGUGAUCGACAUGUUGGUCCUGUAUUUAUUAAUGAAGCUACCCGCGUAAGCGCGGUUUCAGAUUUGUGGCUGAACGUCAGCAAAGUGAAGAGUGCAAAAUCUACCUGCAGCUCCUGCUGCAAGCAGGAUCCCUACAGCCCGGACGUGCUGCCCUGGGCUCCAGGAGACAUGGUCACCACGCACUUCCGCGAGGAAGGCCUGCUGCUGGGUCGCAGCAGCACCUUGGCAACGGCUCUUGUGACGAAGAUGGAGGGCAAGUCGGUUCAGGUGCAGCUCCUCUCGCUGAAAGACGCCACCUCAUUUGCGUCAGGGCAGACGGUCAGAGCCCAUUUCCCCAUGGGGAAAGACAAGAGCAAGUCACCAGACCCACUUCCCGCAGUUGUCGUGAACAGCACGGAAUCUCAUACGACAGUACGGUACAAGAACAAGUUCUUGGGAGAGCUGCAGCUGUCAAAUUCAUGGGUAUUGCCAUCCUGGGCAAUGUCGUACCAGUUCAUUCCUGCAGAGUGGAUCAAAACCAGCCCAAAGGAGGCGGUAGAUGUCGACUGCUCCUUUGAUCAAUUUGAGGCCUGCAUCUCCAGGAGCGGUUGUAUGUGGAAGGAGCCUGUUUACCAAGAUCUGCCCUGUGUGGUGGCAGAUUGGGGUGAGUGGAACCCCUGCACGGUAACAUGCGGAGUGGGGAAGCAGAGGCGCAUUCGGCCCUUCCCCACGCAGCCCAGCUGCCGCCGUCUCUCGCCAUCGCCCCACGUCCAGGACGACCGCUUCUGUGUGCAGCCCUCUUGCCCCCUGGUGCCGGACCACUGCAAGGCCAAGGCGAGCAACGCCAGCGAAGCGCCCAGCGCUUCGCUGCUGCAGACUGCGCCGCAGCCGAAGCCCGCGAAGAUGAGCAGAACCCCGGACUGGGCGCAGGGGGCGCUGCUCGAGCUGCUGGCUGAGACGCACUUUGGCCAGGACCCGCAACAGGCCGUCGAGGAAGAGUUGCAGAAUGUGGUCAAGGCCGCCUCUACGGACACAAAAGAAUUGAUAAAGGAAACGGGUCCCACACCCAUCGAAGAGCACCCGCUCUACAUCGAGGGUGAGACGGUCAUUGCGUGGGCUGAGAAAGGCACUGGGCUUGGACCUCAGUGUCCAGAGUCUUACUUUACCAUUCAGCUGGACAUCGAUGUCGAGAACAAUGCAGUGUCGGCUGCAUGCAAUCGUUGUGCUGCAGGGUGCCUCCACUGCAACGGUCCAGGUGAGGAUCAGUGCACAGCGUGCCCCGCACCUUUGCGACUGUACACCCACAUGGACGGAAGAUCAGUUUGUGUCGAAGGCUGUCCAGACUGUUUCCGGCCGUCGGAAGAGGACGACAGCGAGUGCGUCUUUGAUGACAGCCAGUUCGGCUGUGACCACGUGGCGGCCUUCCACCCUGAGGUGAUGCCAGAGCACCGUGGCGCCCCGGACUCCUGCCAGACUUUGGAGCCGGAGGAGGAUGAAGAGGAUGAGGAGGAGGAGGAAACCGGCAUGGCGCUCCUCUCCAAGUCCUCCAGGUCCGCCUCAGAGUCGCGCUCCGCGGUCCCGUCGGUGGAGGCUCUGGCCGGAGAAGCGGGGCGCGUGGAGGCCAAGAAAGAUAUGAUCAAGCGGACGCUGCACUGGCUUGAGAACGAGAAGAUGCCUCAGGUGCUGGAUGGCAUCUCGCAGUACGCGGAUGCAACAUUACAAGUCCUCGCCAGUGAUUUGGUGCGAGACCCCGAGCUCUUGAAGCCACUGGCAGUGGCUCUUGGACACUCCCACCAAACGAAGUCAGAUCAGGCAGAAUCUCUGUCUGCCCUGUUCACACACCAAGAUCCAAGUCUUGCCAUGAUUCAGCGAGAUUUAAAGCUCGCCGGCGAAGUCCGGGCCCAGAGCCGCUACAGCCUUUGGAACCAAUCUCUGAGUUCCAGCCGCAACACGCCGCUGUUCAGCGAGGUCCUGAACAACGUGGUGGAAGCCUUGGUGAAGGUGACCCUGGACACGCGGAAGGGAGCCCAUGGCCGCAGACACGGCCCGAGGCACACGGUCCUGGCGCAAAACGCCGGCGUGGACACGCGCGCGGAGAGCCUCGCGGCAGUCAUGGCGGAGCGGCUGGAGGAAAGCUCGCGAGAGCUGCUCCACUUCAACCUCCUGAAGUUUGAAUUGAAGCAGAAAGACAAGGAUCACCUCUUGAAGCUCGGGGCAGAUCUGGUACAGGCUCUUCGUGGGUCAGGAAUCAUUGACCGCCUUGCCAUGGAGAUCUCCUCACAAAAGCUCCCAGUCGCAGAAAGCGAUGCCUUGCUGACCGUUGCCCAGGAGGCAAAGAGCGCUAGCGCUGGCAAGCUCAGCGGUGUUGCGCUCUCGCUCCUCUCCAAUGGACAGCAAGCCAUGGACCGCCAGUUGCAGAGGAUGCUGACGGAGGGAGCCAUGGCCUUCAGUUUGAGCGCAGAGGAGACAGCGAACCUCACAACACACCUUGAGGGUGAAGUGCAUGCGAAGCUCCUGACGUUGAGCCAAGAGUCGGUGGCCCAGAUCAUGCGCCACGUCUCCGAAGACCUCUUCAACCAGAACGACGAGCUCCGCGACGAGCUCUUGAGCGCCGCUCGGGCCGUGCUGGCCAGCGAGCUGGGGAAGUUGGCGGCGGAGGCCCACACUUUGGCCGCCGGCAAGCUGGAAGAGAAGGUCCAGGUCAGCUCAAUUGGCACCAAGCUCGCCAGGAAGCAGUUGGACAUUGCCGUCAGGGAGGUCCUGAUGCAUGUGGAAGUCUCUGCGGCAGAUGCCGUCUGGGCCGCGCAAACCGUUCUCAGAGAGUCCGAGACAGCCGCUGUGAUCGCGAACCGGGUGAAGACGUCUUCCGAGGGAGCUCUGAUGCAGCUGAGGACAGGCCAGUGGCGAGCGGCAACGUCCAGGAUCGCUGCGGAGGCGCCGCUGUCCAUGGCUGAGCAGGUUAUCUUUGAAAGGAUGGCAAGGCGCCUUGACGACUUCGUCUCGACGCUCUCGCAGCUUCAGCUGGAGGAGAUGGACCAGUUGGACCCCGAGCUCCAGCCUUUGGCGGCGGUGCAGCGAGCUGCACAAGUGACCCUGCAGCGGGCCCUGGGCGCGAGCAGAAGCGACGCUGCCGGGCGGCUCACGGCAAUCCUAAAGGGCAAUGUCCGGAGACUCGUGCGGAGCAAGUGCCGGGCCCUUCCGGGGGGCGACAUGGAGGAAGUGCGCCGGCAAGUGACGGAAGCCUUCCAAACCUUGGACUUGCCGCCGCAGGACGACAUGGUUCUCGAAUUGCUGCAAGCUGACCUCGAGCGUCACGUUGAGGAAGUGGCCCGAGGGCAACGACAGCAAGCAGAGGACUCUUACCUGGAGGCCCUGAGCAAGCAAGAUGACGCAGCUCUGCAACGUCUUGGCCGCUGCAUGGAGUCAGCAAACGACUUCACGCAAUUCCUUUCAGAUCUGGGAGCCUUUGCCUUGCACGAAACACAAAGCGCUCUGAGCCCUGCAGAGCAGAGGGUGUGGACGCUUGGACGGCUUCGGGUGAAGGCCGACACCAUCCUUCUGGCAGUUGUCAAGGCUGCGGCAUCCAGCGCCGAGCGGCACUGUCAGACCAAAGACCUUGCCAAAGCCGUGAAGGUGGACGUGCAAAGGGAAGCUGACAAAGGGCGACACAGCUGGACACUCCAGCUCCAGGACUUAGUGGCGGCGAACGAGACUGGAAUCACACCCAAGGAGCAGCAGAGGUUCAUUGCCCUCUUGGAUGAGAAGCUGUGGCAGCCCCUGAAGGACUCCGCCUUCCACCAUGGAAAUGGAGCCCAGGGCGGCAGCCUGGCAUCGCCCCGGACCCAGGCACAGCUGCUAUAUCAUAGCAUGCUGCGGCGCUUGCUCCGGGAAGGAAGCGUCACGCUGGCCGCCAAGUUGUCCAGAGACAUGGAGGCUCUCAACAGUAUGCUGCUCGAGGAGGCUUUCUCGGUCGGCGCAAGCGGCAUGGGCAAGGCAGACGGGUACCCCAAUGGAAUCAUCCUUCUUGAGACGGAUGACACAGAGACGGAGACCCGGACAGUCGCAUCCACACUUGAGUCACUCGACCUUUCCCAGACGCAGGCGAUUCUAGAGGGGGGCCUGCAGGAGCUUCGGGUGACAGCUAACCGACUUCUCCUGGAACGUGCCAAUAGCCAGCUCCGCCCGAAGCUAAUGACGAAGUUGGACAAGUAUGUCACAAACGUAAGGGACCGGGAUUACUUGGAUGCGUACUACUUCGAACAACGGGACAAGUACAUCGGCAAGGCAGUGGAGCUGCUCUAUGGGGAUGGCUCCAACUUGGGCCCUCCACUCUGCAAAGGGGCGACCACUCUGCUGGAGAACUUGGAGGAGUCCUAUGAGAAGGCCCAGGCUCUCAGGUCGGGGAACCUCUUCAGCACCUUCGAUGAGGCCGGGGACUUGGCCUGCAAGUUGGACGAGGGCGGCCUCACGACGGUUCAGUUCAUCACCAACGUCAAAGAUAUCCUCGAUGUGUUUCAGAAGCUCUUGGAGAUGGCUUCUGGCUUGCCCAUAGUUGGAACUCUCGCCAGGUUUCUGAACAAGCCCGUUGAUUUUCUUGUGAAGCUUAUGGAGAAGCACCUGGUUCCAAUCCGGGACAAGCUCAAAGACGAUUACGUUCCAAAGUUCAGGUUGGCUUGCAAAUUCAGGAAGAUGGUGGUCAGAAGGGUCGGCUACGCCGUCGAGGCCAUUCGAGUCUUGAAACUUCAGGCAUUUCCCGCGAACAAGGCCGCGGAAAUGGUGGGUUUGGCCAUGAACGUUUGCGGGUGGCUACCUCCAGUGGCCCUUCUCGCAGACAAUGCGCUCACGGGGGCGGUUGCGGUGGACGGCUUGUUUGGUGCUACCACGGACUUUGUGAGGGAGAUCAUUUCCUGGAUCGAAGGUUUAAUCCCGGAGUCCAUUUUGAAGAAGAUGGCAGAAGCCAACAAGGUCAUGAACUUCAUCUUUCUCCCGGUCAGGAAGACCAAGGCCGCCUUGUUCGGCGUCUACAAGGUCUGCAUUCCCUUCAUCAAGUGCUGGGAGUUUUCGCUCCGGGACCUGCUGGCGGCGCUGACCGGGUUCCUAGAGAAGAUCUUCAGCUUCGCGCUGAAGCCCUUCGAGCCCUUGGUGGAGAAGGCCGUGGCGCCGGUGAAGCGGCAGCUGGAGAAGGCCUUCAAGACCCUGAUGCCCAGCCCGGAGGUGCACUUCGAUGGCCUCACCGGGAUGUUCCAGGGCAACGGCAGCCUGAUGGUCUUGGUGCAGCAGCUCUUCAAGACAGACACGGAGGAGACCUUCAGCGGUCAGAUCGAGAAGUCCAUGGAGCUCACGAAGAAGCAGGCGGGCUACUGCUACUCCUAUGGGACGGAACUACCUCUGGCCCAUGCGAUUUGCAAGGACAUCUCUGAGAAGUAUGGGCCUGCCAGAACUCCUUACGAGUGCCAAAAGCUCUGCAACAGCGCUUGCUCGCGCUGCUUCCGCUGGUCCUUCGUUGUCACUGAUGCGGCUGUGGGAGCUGGCGUUUGCCGCUUCGCCAAAAGCAACGCCUACUAUGAGGUGAAGAACCCGACGUCAGUCAGCGGGCCCAAAGCAUGCAAAGAUGUGGGCGAGUAUCAGCCGGACACCUUUAUGGAGCACGUGGAAAGUGGCUUAUGCAAAGACAUGGGGGCAUUCCCUGAAAUCAAAGAGGCGGAAGCUUGCAAGAAGGCUUGCUUCGUCGACGGAGAUUGCAAAGUCGUGCAAAUGUCCGGGGGAAUGUGCUAUGUCGGCAUCGGAAAAGAGGGCUGCAGCCUUGGAACGACGAGCAUGUCUCUGCACAAGACAAGAACCGCAAAAGAAGCUUUGCAAACGAGGUGCAACGCCGCAAGCGGUGUGCAGAAAGCAGCGGAGAAAUAUAGGGCUACUUGCCCGGCAUCUGUGGAGGACUGCGACGCCUGGGCCUUGGAGGAGGCAGCCAAGGAUGUGCAGGGGGCAGACUCGCCGGUGGUCCAGGAAGUGAUGGAGUUGACCGGCACCUCCUAUCAGAAGUUCACCUGCGAGCUCUUGGAGCUGGAGGUUGACUGCCCCGACGUGAACAAGGGAGAGAAGGUCGAAGGAUUCGACAGAUGCCAGGAAGAGGGAACAGAGAUGGUAACCCGAGAAACAGAGGGAGAGAUCCAGAAGCAGAUCGACGCAGAGGUAGCAGAACAGCUUGCGGGUUGUCGAGCGCACGCCAAGCUUGCGCUUGCUUGCGCCUGCAUCAGCGCAGGGUGGAUGAAGUCCAUCUGCCUUGGCAUGGCCAAGGCCAAGUCCACUUACAUUGGCUACGAGAUUCCUCCUGAGUUCGUCAAACAGUUUUGCGACGAGAAUGAGAGGGACGCAGCAACCGCAAACUACUGCGAUUCCUGGAUCUCCCAGGGCAUUUUUGAGGGCGUCGCGAAAAAUUCCACAGCGAUCGCCGCAGAGAUCCGGGCCUCCUUCCUUCCCACCGAGUCUUGUGCCAAGGCCUCGGGAGAUCAAUUCCUUUGCGAGAUGAAGUUUCUCAACGAGGGCGGGGGUGAAACAAAGCAGAUGGACCUCACAAAUCAGAUCCAGCUGCAGAACAUGUACCAAGCCAAGCAGUUCGAUUCGCUGGCGGCGGAGACGCAGAAGGUGCAGCAGGAACUGGCAGAUAUCCAGACCCAAAUGGACGAGGGCUUUGCCAGCACCCGGGAGCAGCUGUUCAGCAUGGACAAGGCGGCCGCCAACCGAACGGAAGAGCAAACGAGGCAGAUCUAUCAGAAGCUUGAGGCAUCCCAGCAGGAGCAGAAUGCGCGGCUGGCCUACAUGAUGCAGGCAGGGCAGUGCGACAGCAAGCUUCAGACCAAGGAGCUGAAGGACUUCAUGACCAACGGUCUGAACAACCUCCAGUCAGCAGUACUCAGCGGAACAGGGCAGCAGAUAGACCAGGCAACUUCGAAGAUCAAGGAUGCGGUGGCCAACAGCCAAAGGGCCAUCCAAAAGCAAAUGAAGGAGAGCUUCUCCGACUUGAAGGACACAGUGACUGAAGGUUUUGAUCAAGUGCAGCAGAAGCUGGAUGCCAACAGGAAAGCCAUUCAAAAGCAGAUGACUGAUCGCUUCAACGCGGUUGAUCAGAAGCUGGUGCAUGUGCAAGGACAGCUGAAUUCUGCACUGAAAGGAAUCGAAGUCGUGGACAACAGGAUCAAGGACUUGGCGAAGCAGAGCAGCAAGCAGUUCCAGGAGUUGCACCAUGGCCAGCAGCGGCAGAUGAGCGCCUUGUUGGCCAUCGUCCAGAAGCUGGAGGUCAUCGAAGACAAGAUCGACGACAUUCCGAUUGCUGUCAGGGAGUCCCGAUUUCAGGACUUCAUCUAUCAGUUCAAGACUCUGACGCUGUCACUGGAGCACCUGCUUCAGCAGUUCCAGGACUUCUCUGACAAGAGGCGCGCCGACAUCAACAACCUGCAGGCUGCACAGGCAGCCUACCGCUCUUGCAGCGGACAGCUGGAAGACGUGCUCCAGGCAACAAAAGCGGUGAAGCAGUCCUCGGCCGAAGCAAUGAAGAUGCUGCACACGAUUUAUGGCGAGGUGGUUCAGCGCUUUGCACAAGUCUCAAUCCUGGCCGUGGACGGCGGCUUCUCGAGGAUGCACUUCGAAGCUUUGGCGGAGCAGAUCGCCGAAGACCUGCAGGCCAACAAGUCCCAAGUGGACCUCUUCAUGUCCCAGGAGAGCCUGCAGAGUGUCAUCGUGGCGGAUCAGGAUGUCCUGUAUGGCAAGGAUUUGCAGGCAAAGUGCACUGCCAUGUGUGUACCCCAGACUGUCAGAGAGCUCAAGCCCUGCACGUGCUCCGACGGCAGACGGCCCCUGCAGCGGGUGGCAGCAAAGUAUCUCUUCACGCCUGCCGCGGCUACGAUGCUCUUGGAGUGGACCCAGCAGGCCCUGGACGACGUCCCUCUCAAGUAUUCCAUCGCUCUCAAGGACCUCUACAUGCAGAUCACCUACUUGGAGCGCAAGUUCGCUGCCUUUGACCUGGAGCCUCCCAAGGCGAGGACUCAGUUUGCAGACGACUGGAAGCGCAUUGCCUUCGACAUGGAGUCCAUCCGCAAGAGCUACGCCAUGGUCGACACCAAGGAGCGGGCGGUUUUGGGGAAGCUGCAGCUCAGCGGCCGCUUGUUGGAUACCAUGGCCUCCUUCUGGAGCCCUGCACCCUUGGAGUGCCACAAGCCGGCGCUCAUGGAUCUCGGGGAGUCGGCCUUGGGCCAGCUGGUCCUGUGGAGCCCCUUGAAGCAAAAGGGCGAGGGCGCGGCGUAUCUGAUCUUGAGGCAGCCCUCCCGCCUGCUGCAGACCUCCGCCCUGUCCUGGAUGCACGAUGCAGCUGCCUCCGAUUGCCGCUCCAUCCCCGUGGGCUAUGAGAACAUCGAGGGGCUCAUGCAGAGCGGCUUCGUUUGCUGGACAGAUGCUGACGGCACCGCAAAGGUGCGUUCGAUUUGCGACCCCCGUGGCCUCGACGACCUGAUCGACACUUCUUCCCUGAAGUGGGUCUCCGAAGAGAAGUUCUCCGAAUUCGGGUCCCAGAACUCUCUGCUGGCGCCAAUUGCCACCUCGAAGUUCCGCACCACGCCAUUGGAAGCGGAGGUCUUCUCCUACUGGGAGCGGCAAAUUGCCUUCAUCGCCGCUGCGCAUUGCGGCAAUGGCAAGCUUGACAUCACAGAGGAGUGUGACUCUCCUGGAGAGGGCUGCAAGAAGUGCAAAUUGGUUCCGGGAUAUGCGUGCCCUCGGCCUGGCAAGCCAUGCCAAUCAAUCUGUGGCGACCAUAAGGCCGUAAAGAUGGAGGACUGUGAUGAAGCGGACUCCGACAGCAAUGAUGGCUGCACUCCUUUCUGUCAGCUCGAGUUUUGCCCCAGAAGCGCGUUGAGUCUGCCGGUCAAGCACGCGCAGAGGGAGAGUCCCAACCCUUCGCCCGAGCUGGAACUUUGCGCAAGUCAAUCCAGGGGCGAAGUGCUCAGUUUGGAAGGCUGCGGAAAUUUCAAUGAGCUCGUGUUCGCUGGCUUCACCAUGGAUGGCCACUGGGUCCGCCAUGACAUCCGCUUGGAUGCCACCCUCGCCAGCAUGGGAAAUGGUCCGUGGAAGUUAAAGGCCAGCGGAUGGGUCACUCUCGGGUCGCCGUACAAGUUGUGGAACGAUGGCACUUCAUUCUCCGUCACCUGUCGCGGUGCAGAUACUAUCACUGGAUGCCUUUUCUGGUGUGGGUCUCUUGCCAAUUCCUCGGAAUGCAUCAAGCCCUGGCUCGUGCAGACACAUGCCAAUAGAAGUCAGGACACGCGUGCGGAAAGGUUGCUGGUCUAUGGGCGCAAGUCUGCGGAGACAGACUUGCAAGCCUGUGAAGAUGGUGCAAAGCUGGUAGCCAUGGCCUGCGGAGACAACCAGAUCACAGGAAACGAGGAGUGCGAUCCUCCAGGUGGUUGCUGCGAUGCGCAGUGCAAGCUUGCCUCCGGGUGGCAAUGGCAGGACGGCUGCGAGGCCAUUUGUGGGGAUGGCGUGGUCCUGGGCGACGAGAAAUGUGAUCCCCCCAUGCAAGGCUGCGACGAGAAGUGCAAGCUGGAGCCUGGCUGGAAGUGGUCACAGGACAAAACCACUGCGAUUUGCGGCGAUGCAAUGGUGGUUGGCAAAGAAGAGUGCGAUCCUCCAGGUGUGUGCUGCAACACCACGUGUAGUUUGGAGCCAGGAUGGCAGUGGAAGGACGGCUGCCAGGCCAUUUGUGGUGAUGGCAUGGUCCUUGGCGACGAGGAAUGUGAUCCCCCCAUGGAAGGCUGCGAUGAGAAGUGCAAGCUGGAGACCGGCUGGAAGUGGUCACAGGACACAACCACUGCGAUUUGCGGCGAUGCAAUGGUGGUUGGCAAAGAAGAGUGCGAUCCUCCAGGUGUGUGCUGCAACACCACGUGUAGUUUGGAGCCAGGAUGGCAGUGGAAGGACGGCUGCGAGGCCAUUUGUGGUGAUGGCAUGGUCCUUGGCGACGAGGAAUGUGAUCCCCCGAACGGAGGCAAUUGCACGGACGAAUGCAAGAACAACACGGGCAUUGCGGUGCCAACGCACUCAUGGUCUUCGCAAGGUUCAGGUUACCUGAAGUUUGCAGGUGCGGACCUGGAAGAGAUGGUAUCAGCAGAUACUUUCGCCGUUGAAGUCAUGUUCAGAGUGCAGAAGGCCAGCCGCGACCAUGCAAAUAUCAUCGGAUCUGUGUCCAAUGCCCACCAGAAGAACCGCGAUUCCGGCCUUCGGUGGUCGGUCUCAAUGCGCGGGCACGACUGCGAGGUGAACGUGAACCUAGGUGGUGAGAACCAAGGUCUUCAGCUCUACUACACCGAGCGUGACAAAGUACGGCUUUGUGAUGACAAGUGGCACCACUUGGCCCUCGUGUUCUAUCGAAAACAGGGGAAGGUGUAUAUGUACGUGGACGGCAAGGAUAUUUUGACCAGCAUGGGAAGACGUGAGUUCAAAGGCGGCAAAAGCUUUGACGCAACCUUCGUUGUGGGCGCCGGGGAAGAGUCCGUGAACCAGCGCGGUCAGUUUGCGCACUUGAUGUUCUGGAAGGGGGCCAAGACUAUCCAGCAGCUCGGGCCCAAGGCAUGUUCUCAGGAAGGCCUUGUGGCGGCCUACGAGUUGGAUAACACCUACGAAGAUCGCGUGACCGGCAACAGCGGCUUCAUCAACCACGGGGGCGCCUUUGUGAAGAACCUCUACGACACCUCGCAGCUUUGCCCAGCACUGUAUGGUGACGAGAAGGCGGUCAGUUGCGGCGCUGUCACCGGUUCAUCUGGACUGGGCAUUGGCUGGAAUUCUGCGGCGACAAUUUCGGAGGGGCUUCUGGUAAAUCCGGGUCAGAGGGACUACAAGCUGCAGAACAUCCCAACGGAGCUGAUCGGCGGCACAUAUUUCGGCACCAAGACCUGGCCUUCUGCCGGGACAUGGACGAUUUCUUACACUGCUCCAGUCACGCUGUACGUGUGGGUCAUGAAAAACCACUACAAUGCCGGCGUGGACGCCGCGCUCAGCGGGGACUGGGCGAAAGUGGCAAGCCCUGGCUUCAAGAGGAGCGACGGCCAUGAGCUCCAUCUGUGGAAAAGAUCUUUCUCGGCUGGGAGCAGCUACAGCAUCAAGACGAAUGCGCUCAUGGUUGGCGGGGUCGUCUCCAAGGGUUGCGAGGCGGAGGUGGAGAAAGUCUGGUUCAAAGGCGGGGGCGGUGAGACUUGCACAAAGGUUUGCAAUGCGAACGGCUUUGAGCGUUGUGAUAAGGACAAGAUGGUGUCCCUCACGAACAAUGAUCGCGUGGGGGCUGCUUUCAAAGAAGCGGGCUACACUUGCAAAGGCUUCCAUGGAGCCCGCAACUAUGCGGGCACUCCCUUUUCCACAAGCAGAUCAGAUGACUGCGCUCCAGUUACUUCCGGAACCAGCGCGAACUCCUUGACCUGUGACAAAAAUAGCCAUGGACACCAUGCGCCGCUGUGCGCGUGCAAGGAUAAGGCCGCGGAGGUGGAGAAAGUCUGGUUCAAAGGCGGGGGCGGUGAGACUUGCACAAAGGUUUGCAAUGCGAACGGCUUUGAGCGUUGUGAUAAGGACAAGAUGGUGUCCCUCACGAACAAUGAUCGCGUGGGGGCUGCUUUCAAAGAAGCGGGCUACACUUGCAAAGGCUUCCAUGGAGCCCGCAACUAUGCUGGCACGCCCUUUUCCACAAGCAGAUCCGAUGACUGCGCUCCAGUUACUUCCGGAACCAGCGCGAACUCCUUGACCUGUGACAAAAAUAACCAUGGACACCAUGCGCCGCUGUGCGCGUGCAAGGAUAAGGGAUCCUGAGUGGCCUCACGUACUACCCGUAGGUAUUCCAAAGGAUGCCGAGGGCUAAGUAGAGACAGCGCAGGCAUUGCGAAAAAGAUUGGCUCUAGCGCUUUUUCAUGCUGCUGCUUUGCGCAUGCAUGUCAGCCCGCAUUCAGCACAAUGUUUAUUCCC